AUUUGUCGACUUGUAUCUCUUUGGUUUUCUGUUGCUGAAUGCUCAAAGAGCCUACCUUCAGGAGCUCUUCCUAUUAGCUCAUCAUGCAUUGAACGUAUUCACCAUUUGCUUGCACAAUUGAUACCUAGAAUCAGACCCGACAAGUUCCUUCCACUUACACCUCAGCUUUUUGUCCGCCUCAGUUCGCCUUUUGGUCCUGGUCCAGAGUUUAAACCUCUCAGCGACUCGAUCCAGUCUCAUGCUAGAGAAGCUCCAGAUGGCCUGCUAAAGCAACCGUUAGGUGCCUCAUCAGCUGUACCCGACCCGGAGAAAAUUUAUCCUCAGUCGGAAGCUGCUACCUUGCGGCCUAACUUUCAGUCUAUUCUGACAAAGGUAUUUGAUUAUCGUGAGGCCAAUAUUUAA
Molecule: messenger RNA, 402 nt
Organism: Protopolystoma xenopodis
Lineage: Eukaryota; Metazoa; Platyhelminthes; Monogenea; Polystomatidea; Polystomatidae
Source: the annotation of a GenBank genome assembly